Molecule: messenger RNA, 1485 nt
Organism: Volvox carteri f. nagariensis
Lineage: Eukaryota; Viridiplantae; Chlorophyta; Chlorophyceae; Chlamydomonadales; Volvocaceae
Exons: 13
Coding region: 1-1485 (494 amino acids)
Source: RefSeq, a predicted model, not a curated record
AUGCCUGCCGCAAGCCACCAUUCGAUGCUUCAUGCUGCCUUCAUUGUGAGCACGGACUCGGGUCUUCGGGCUCAGGAUGACGACGAAGACCACAGCUUGAUGUACUCCUAUCCCGCCAACGCGCCAGCUGGCAGCACCGGCAGCUUCAUCAAAUCCUUUAGCUCCCUCAUCGUCACCGUUCGCGGUGCGCUGGACAGCAUCUGUGGGGAGAAGACUCGGUUGGUUCAUUUGGAACACGGCGGGAAGCGCUUACUGCUGGCGUCAGCGCAUCUGGAGUCAGUUAUGUUGGUCCUCGCCCUCCGCGCCGUGGUUCCCCCCGCCACCGCCACUGCCCUGGUGGUGCAGCUGGCGGAGACAUUGCUGCUGCUACUUGGGCCCUGUGCGGAGUGGAGGCUGGGGCUGGGGGAUAGAGCUAUUGUCGAGUACGGCAGUGNUGACAAGCAAGAUGACAGGAGGGCGACCCUGGACCGCAUAUUCGCGGGUGUCCUCAGUCAGGUGGACUGCCCCUCCUGGACCGUACGGAUGGCGCCAUGGAACACGUUUGAGGUCACGGUCGCCACGGACGCCUUUCGGGGCCUUAUCCUGUCAUCCGACAUGCAGCCCCCGCACGACCGGCAGUUGUGGCAGUUGCUGUGGGCGCUGGGGCUGCACCAGUGCGAUGCGGGGUUGCCGUGCCAGCUGCAGCAGCAGCAGCCGUCGCCUUCGGGUCCGUCACUGGCGACUGGCGACUGCUCCUCCCCCCGCCCGUUCAUGCGGACCUGGCCGGGGCCCCUACACAUACGCACAGCCGCCACCCCACCCCCCCUAACCCAGGGACAUCCCACCCCAAUCACCACCACGAACACCACCACCACCACCACGAACACCACGAACACCACUCGCCGGGCAGCGAAUGCCAACGCCUCCGCCGCCCCCACAACCGCCGCCAUCGGCGAUGACGGUGCCGUACCACCCGCUGCCGCCGCCGUCAGCUGCAGCAGUUGUUCUGCACCCGUGGGCUCCCCCUUCCCUGGAGUCGUAUUGGUGAUAGCGCAUGACGUCCCACACGGCCGUGUGAGGUUCCUGGGUGAUGUACCCACCAUCGCUAACGCCACCACCAUUACCGGGGGCCGCCCCGGGGCCCCCGCCGGUCACCAGGGGUCGCAGGUUGGGGCCGCAACGGCCGCAGCAGCAGUAGCGGCAGUAAGAGCAGCUGCAGGUGAUGAUGGUGGUAAUGCUAUUGCUGGUGGUGGUGGUGGUAAUGGUGGUGGUGGUGGUGGUGGUGGUGGUGGUGGUGGUGGUGGUAAUGGUGGUGGUGGUGGUUCCCGCGGGGUGUAUUGCGACGCUGCUCUAUCGGCUGUGUGGCGGGCGGUGGCGGCGUGUCGGUCCCGGUUCGGGCUGCACAACGUGGCGGUGGCGCCGCCAAAACACGCCAGCUCCCACAUCGCUCACCCUGCCUGCUACACCACCUGCGGCCGCUGCCGCAAUGUCGGCUGCAAAUGCUAA